AAAAAGAUAUUUUGAAAAUCAAAAGAGGCCCUUUCCCCAGCCACCCCCAACGAAAGAACUUGCAAAAAAGGGGCGAAAGAAACAGGAGCACAUGAAUUUCCAUUUGUACGAGUGAUGAUGAGGAGAGAGAUUACCAGCGAACAAAGAUAAGAUUAUUCUACUGCGAUCUCUUCUUUGCUCACGCUUUCAUCCUAUUUUUGUUUCAUCUGUUACCUAAGGGUUAAGUUAGGAGUUGGAUUGAAGAAUAUAAAUGGCUGAAAAAGCUUGUGUCAAACGUCUUCAAAAGGAGUAUAGAGCACUCUGUAAAGAGCCUGUAUCUCAUGUUGAGGCUCGCCCCUCUGCCAAUAACAUUCUUGAAUGGUAUUAUGUACUCGAGGGAAGUGAAGGAACACCUUUUGCAGGUGGAUAUUAUUAUGGGAGGAUCACAUUUCCAUCUGAAUAUCCAUUUAAACCACCAUCAAUCAGGAUGACGACUCCCAAUGGACGGUUUAUGACUGAUACAAAGAUAUGCUUGUCUAUGAGUGAUUUUCAUCCGGAGAGUUGGAAUCCAAUGUGGUCAGUAUCCAGUAUUCUUACAGGUCUGCUCUCCUUCAUGAUGGAUAAAAGCCCUACUACAGGAAGCGUUUCAACAUCUGCUGAGGAAAAACAAAGUUUAGCCAAGACUUCACUUGCUUAUAAUUGUAAAAUCCCUACUUUCAGGAAAUUGUUUCCGGAAUACGUGGAGAAGUACAACGAGCAGCUUGCUGAGCAAGCUCGGUUAGUGGCAUCUUCAGUGCCUCCACAAGAAGAAUCAUCGCUUCUCAAUUCAGAGACAGUUGAUAACAAUAACAUGCAAGGUAGAGUAGCGACAGCAGAAGACGGGGACAGAAGAAAUAAUCAGAAGAAAUCCUUCCCAACCUGGAUGCUGUUGUUGCUCUUGUCAAUAUUUGGUUUAGUAAUGUCACUGCCUCUUCUUGAACACUGAUGAUGUCACAGCAAAAUUUAGGCUUUUUACCUAAGUGGGUAAUCUUCAAACCAUAAGUUGUUAUAGAUGUGUAUGUGAGGUGGUCAUAUUUUUCACAUCCAAAAUUACCUUUUGGGGUGUUCAAUGUCUUGUGAUGACACUAUACUAACUUGUACAGUCUAUGGAAUUCUAUUUCUUCCUA
Molecule: messenger RNA, 1145 nt
Organism: Spinacia oleracea (spinach)
Lineage: Eukaryota; Viridiplantae; Streptophyta; Magnoliopsida; Caryophyllales; Amaranthaceae
Product: ubiquitin-conjugating enzyme E2 34
Exons: 10
Coding region: 251-964 (237 amino acids)
Source: RefSeq, a predicted model, not a curated record